AUGAUUCUCAAAUUUAUACUCUCUGAAGCUGGAGGAAGGCGCCUGGACCAUGCAUAUGCAAAUGCAUCAACUGCAGGAGUUGACCAACAGCAAUUACUGUCAUAUCAAGAUCUUAAGAGCAAGCUUGAACACUUCCAAUCAAGAAUAAAACAAGCAGUAACUGUGGUAAAGCCACACUUGAAUAUGGAAUCUGCGGUUAGUGCACUUGUGGCAUUGCAAGAAUUAGAAGGGCUAGCAACAAUGGAUGUGAGUGCUCCAUUGGUUGUUCAAGGCCAAGAACCACUGUUCCAGAACUAA
Ilex paraguariensis (yerba mate) is the source of this 297-nucleotide messenger RNA. NCBI's taxonomy places the organism in Eukaryota, Viridiplantae, Streptophyta, Magnoliopsida, Aquifoliales, Aquifoliaceae. The record is from the annotation of a GenBank genome assembly.